Molecule: messenger RNA, 1058 nt
Organism: Fopius arisanus
Lineage: Eukaryota; Metazoa; Arthropoda; Insecta; Hymenoptera; Braconidae
Product: sensory neuron membrane protein 2-like
Exons: 4
Coding region: 61-732 (223 amino acids)
Cellular component (GO): membrane; cytoplasm
Molecular function (GO): scavenger receptor activity
Source: RefSeq, a predicted model, not a curated record
CUCUUGUUGCUGUCGCUUGGAAUAUAUCUCGUGAUUGACCGACCACAAGUUGCUUUCAUAAUGAAUUUAAUGCACGAGAAUCUUAAGCUGCGAGAAGAAACCGAUAAUUAUGUUCUGUGGCAAAAGCUGAAAGUAUUUUUCCGAGUCUAUCUCUUUGAGGUGACUAAUCCUCAGGCUGUGAUAGCAGGAGACAAUCCACAGUUGAGAGAAGUUGGACCAUUUGUUUAUGAGUAUGAAGAUCGAUCUCCAGAAAUAAUUGCAUUCAUUAUAAGCCUGGCCCCGGCAUUUCUCAAGAAGAUCGGCCCAAUUAUUCAUCAGAUAUUCCCAGGCACAGUGAAUAUAUUCCAAACAGGUAAGGCAGGAGACAUCAUCUUCUCUGGUUUACCGUUGGACUGCGUCAACGUCGACAAAGCCCUCAAUAUGAUCUGCAAUGUGUUAAAGGGGAAUCCCCCCCCUCUGUUAAAACGAACUGACACACCAGGUCACUUCUUGUACAGUCUCUUCUACCGGAUAAAUGGGACACACCAGGGUCCAUUCACUGUUAAUCGCGGCGUUAAAAAUAUAUACAGCUUAGGUAAUAUGACUUCGUUCAAGAACAUGAGGGUAACCAAUUUCUGGAACACUGAGGCUUGUAACACUGUAAGUGGUGGUGAUUCCAUUAUUAACCCACCACAGACUGAAAAAUUCCAACACAUUGAGUUUUAUGAGCCAGAAUUAUGUCGGUUAGUAUAAUUAUUAGAUUACGAAUUCUUCGCGGGUGGUUUCUUACCCCUUAAGGGCUUAAUUUAUCAAUUGUUUUCUCUUAUUAUGUUUUAAAAAAAACAAAUUUCAUCCAAUUUUCUGGUACACAUUUGCUAAAUCUUUGACAAACAACAUUUUCCCUAGAGUUCCAAGGAUAUCCGUAAUUUUAUUUAACAAACUAACGAUAAAAACAAAUUGCAGUUCCCUUAUCCCUUGAAAAUUGAUGGAACUGUAACUCUUCUUUACUUUGUCUUCAGAAUUCUACAUUUCGAUGAAUCAAUAAAAUCAAUCGUCAGAGUAACAGAAAUUCGAAUUAU